AUGAAUAACAUAACAAAUGAAAAUUUAAAUAUACGUGAUGAUUUAAGUCUUAAAAAAGAAGAAAUUAAAAGCAUAAUUGAAAAUGAUGAUGAAGAUAUGAAUAGUUUUCUUAUCCAUAAGAAAAUAAAUUUAACCAAAGAAAAAAAUGAAAAUAUAAAAAAUAUGAAAAAAUUAAUUUUAGAUCAUCCAGAUAUUUUUGUAAAAAAUUCUGUUAUUAAUAGAGAAUUAAAAAAAAAUAUAGAAGAGAAUAAAAUACUUUUUAACGAUAUAAAUUUUAAUUAUGAAAAGAUAACAAAAUUAUUUGAAAGUAGCGAUUAUAUAGAUUAUAUAAAUAAUUUAAAGUAUUCCAUAAAUGAAGAUAAUUCAAAAAAUAAUUAUUUAAACAAUAUUUUAAAAAUCCCUUUAAUACUUCAAAAAAAUAAUGAAAAAGAAAAUUUACAAGAGUGCAUAAAAUAUAUAAAAAUGGGUUGUAAAAUUAAAACAUUUUUAUUUACAUAUUAUAAUUCUAAUUUGGAAAAUAAAUGCUUAGUUAAUUACUUGAAAGAUUAUGAAAAACACAUGAAUAAGGAAAUUGAAAUAACAAGAGAAAAUAUAAAUAAUUUAAUUAUGAAAAAUGAAAACAUAGAUACUUUAAAAAAAUACUUAGAAUAUUUGUUAGAUAUAUAUAAUUAUUAUAAUAUAAGUGUUAGUAAAAAAGAAAUAAAUAAAUACAUUAAUCAAAACAUAAACAAACACAAAAUAGAAAAUAACAAAGAGGUAAUGGAUUAUUCAGAUUCAUGUAAAACAGAAGGUAAUAAAAAUAACAUUAAUCAUUCAGAUAGUUUUAUAGAUAAUGGUAUUACUGAUGAGAUUAAAAUUAAUACAGAAUAUAUUAAAAAUGAAUUUUUAAGAUUAAAACAUUAUAAUAUAUUAGUAUCUAUAAGAGAACAAUUAGAAAAAAAGAAAAGAAAGAAAAAAAAUAAUAUAAGUGUUUAUGAAAUAAUCAAACUAUUUUUAGACAAAAUUAUAAAUUUAAAAAAUACAUACGAAAAGAUAUUUAAUGUAAUAGAUACUAAUUUAUAUAGGCACAUUAUUUUUUUAUAUUAUUUUGCUUUUUCUUUAGUACAUAUUAAAAUAAAACAAAAGAGUAACUUAAAUGAAAAUAUUCAUAAUGCAAAUAAAAGAGAUAAUAAUUUGCUAAAUAAACUUAAUAUGGAAAUUCUAAGAGAAACAAGUAAUUCCGAUAAUAUUACUGACAAGGAAUCUUUAAAAAAUAAAGAAAAUUAUAAAAAUAUAUCUAAUAACAAGAAUGCAUAUCAACAUGAAAAAAAUAAUAAAAAUAGUGAUGGUAAAAAUUUAGAUAAUAUAUGUUUUACCUCUCAUGCAUUUGAUAAUGAUAAUGCAAAAUGUUUUGAAUUAUCAUUAGAAAAUGUGAUUAAUAUAGAAAAAAAUAAAAAAGACUUAAGUGAGAAUAAUAUAAAAAGGGAAUAUUUUGAUAUUUUUACUUCAAAAUAUCCUUUUUUAAAUUUAAAUAGUUCUAUUUUUAAUUAUAUAUAUUACUAUAUUUUUUUCAAAAAUGACAAAGAAAUUAUUAAUUUUUGUGAUGAUGAAAAUGAAAAAACAGAAAAAACAAAGGAAGAUGAGUUUCAAUUUAAUGAAAAAAUAUAUGAAAAAGAUAAUUCAGAGAAUAUACUAAAUCAAAAAAAUAAAAUAAUAAAUCAUUACGAUUUUGUUAACAUUUUAUAUGAAGAGAAAGAUAAAAAAUACAAAAGAAAAAAACAAAAAAAACAAAAAACCAAUCAUGAAUAUAAAUAUUUUGAUUAUUACACUUCAAUACAAGUUUUAAUUCAAAAUGAAAAAAUUAAAGAAUCUGUGUUAGAUUUAUUUCAAUAUAGAAAUGAUAAUGUAUUUUUAUCGAUGGAAAAAGAAAAUGAAGGUGUUGUAAUUUCUAUUAUAUUUCAUAACAUUUUAAAUAAAAUAUUUAUAAUAUAUUUGUACGAGUUUCUUCAAAAAAAUAAUAUAUAUUUUUAUCAAAAUAUAUUAUUCUUUGAUGAAAUAGAAAAGGAAAUAAGUAAUGAGAAUCGAAAUAUUAUUUGUGUGAUAUCAGAACAUAUAAAAAAUCAAAAAGAGUAUUUUCUUAAAAAUCAUAAUGAUUUUUUUAAGUUAAAUGGAGAAAAAAGAAAAAUUGUAGAAGAAAAUGAUCAAAAAUAUUAUCAUGAAAAAAUAAAUGAAAAACUUAAACACACUUUUUUAAUUUCAUAUUUUUAUAAUAUAAUUUUCAUCUUAAAAAAUAUCAAAUAUUAUGUAGAUAAAUCGUUAUUUUAUGUAAUAAUUUAUUUGUUUGAAAAUUCUUUUAAAAAUGUUAUUGAAAAUUUAAUAAUAAUUUUCUUAGCUAAUCAAAAUAUUUUUUUUAAAUCAAAAACAUUUCAUUUUAUAAUGGAAAUACUUUUUAAAAUUAUUUUACCUUUCACUUUUUUUUUUCUUUCUAGUAUUUUUCAAAUUGAUGUAACCAGUUCAACGGAGAAGAUUUUUAAAAUAUUAGACAAUUAUGGAAUAAAUAUAUAA
Messenger RNA from Plasmodium gallinaceum, 2544 nucleotides. Its product is annotated as conserved Plasmodium protein, unknown function. Lineage: Eukaryota; Apicomplexa; Aconoidasida; Haemosporida; Plasmodiidae. The transcript has 2 exons. The coding region runs from base 1 to 2544 and encodes 847 amino acids. The record is from RefSeq and is a predicted model, not a curated record.